Messenger RNA from Lampris incognitus (smalleye Pacific opah), 3444 nucleotides. RefSeq names its product connector enhancer of kinase suppressor of ras 2. Gene Ontology annotation, cellular component: cytoplasm; membrane. Bases 1 to 3444 code for a protein of 1147 amino acids. NCBI's taxonomy places the organism in Eukaryota, Metazoa, Chordata, Actinopteri, Lampriformes, Lampridae. The record is from RefSeq and is a predicted model, not a curated record. Gene Ontology annotation, biological process: regulation of signal transduction. The transcript has 24 exons. Gene Ontology annotation, molecular function: protein binding.
AUGGCUUUGGUUAUGGAACCUAUAAGUAAAUGGACCCCAAAGCAAGUGCUGGACUGGAUGAAAGGUCUGGAUGACUGUCUUCAGCAGUAUGUGAAGAGUUUCGAGCGGGAGCAGAUGGGGGGAGAGCAGCUGCUCCAUAUCACCCACCAGGAGCUGGAGGAGCUUGGCGUUACCAGAAUAGGACACCAGGAACUCAUCCUGGAAGCUGUUGACCUCCUGUGUGCCCUGAACUAUGGUCUAGAGACAGAGAACCUCAGGACUCUGUCUCACAAGCUGAAUGCCUCGGCCAAGAACCUCCAGAACUUCAUCCUGGGCCGGCGGAGGGGCGGACAUUAUGAUGGACGGGCUUCCCGGAGGCUGCCCAAUGACUUCCUCACCUCAGUAGUAGAUCUCAUCGGUGCAGCUAAGAACCUGCUGGCCUGGCUGGACAGGUCUCCAUUUGCCAGUGUGACAGAAUAUUCUUUACUGAAGAACAACAUUGUGCAGCUCUGCCUAGAAUUAACUACUAUUGUACAACAGGACUGCACGGUGUAUGAGACAGAAAAUAAGAUCCUCCACGUGUGUAAAACGCUUGCAGGGAUAUGCGACCACAUUAUCUCUCUGUCAUCAGACUCUCUGGUCUCUCAGUCUGCACAUCUGGAGGUGGUCCACCUGACCAGCAUCAUGCCUAGCGAAGGGCUGGGAAUGUACAUCAAAUCAACCUACGAUGGACUUCAUGUUAUCACUGGAACCACAGAGAAUUCCCCAGCAGACCAGUGUAAGAAGAUCCAUGCGGGGGAUGAGGUGAUCCAGGUCAACCACCAGACAGUGGUGGGCUGGCAGCUGAAGAACCUGGUGAAUGCUUUGAGGGAGGACCCAUGCGGAGUCAUCCUCACACUAAAAAAGCGGCCUCAGAACACACUGAGCUCCACGCCUGCUCUCCUGAGGAACGUCCGCUGGAAACCGCUCGGCCUGCAGCCGAUCCCCACCAGUCCUACCAGUACCUCUCCUACACCUGGUGGAACCCUGGGUAUGUCCAAAAUGGACGCCCCCAGCAUGCAGGAUGUUUUUAUUCUCUCUCCUGUCUCUGGACUCUACAGCACCAGGGAGGAGCUUGGUCUGAUGUCAUGUGAUGACAUCAGCCGCUACAGUGUGAGCUCCCAGUCAGGCUCCAAAGGUUCGGAGGCCGUCAGCUACUACUUGGACCAGGACAGUGGUCAGUACUUCUCACUAUUGGAGUCAGACGGACCUCUAGGGCCUGACUAUGACAGGGGCCGCAACACAGGGGUCCGUCGGCGGGACAAGACCCCCACCCAUGGUGACCUCAGACCUGUUUCCAUGCCCCCGGAAUAUAAUUGGAUGGCCGAGGCUAAGGAACCCAGCAUGGGAAAGAGAGGGAGCCGAGAUUCAGACAACUCCUUGCUGCGUUAUCUCAGCGACGACAAGAUUCUAGUGAUCGAGGAAGAACCCGAGGGACCGUUAAGGGAGAGUCGACGAGACUCCACCAGGCGCUCUCGGCGCAAGAGCCGCAAUCCCAGCAGCCCCAGCUUUCCCAUCAGCCCCUCCAUGUUGUCCUCCACCCUGCGCUUGGACCAGCCGCCUGACACUAUGCCUAGAGGCACGGACACGCUACGUGCAGACACAACGGACAGGUACUCGGGCUCAGGAAGUUCAGGGGCGGCCUCUAUGAGGAAGUCUUUCCAUUACACCUCGCUAAGAACGAAAACCAAAAAGAGAAGUAAAGGUUCCCUUACCAGCGCUAGUCGAAGAAGGAUCUCCUGUAAAGACCUGGGUCACGGCGACUGCGAGGGCUGGCUGUGGAAGAAGAAGGACGCUAAAGGCUACUUCACUCAGAAGUGGAGGAAGUACUGGUUUAUCCUCAAAGAGUCCUGUCUCUACUGGUACACCAACCAGAAUGAUGAGAAGGCUGAGGGCUUCAUCAGCCUCCCCGAGUUCAGAAUAGACCGAGCCAUUGAGUGCAGACGGAAAUUUGCCUUCAAAGCCUGUCAUCCCAAAAUCAAGAGCUUCUUCUUCGCCACAGAUUGUCUCGAGGAGAUGAACAGGUGGAUGAACCGGUUGGGGCUGGCUGCUAUUGGCUACACACCCGAUGACAAGGUGCCACGUCCUGAUGAAGACUACUGGAGUGAGAGUGAUCAGGAUGAAGUCGAUGGUUCAAUGACACUCAAACAGGAAGGACCCUCGUCCCUUUGUGACACCUACCACCGCACUCCAUCAGUGCACCUCCUCCAUAGUUAUGACCAGCUGCCCCGCUCUGUCAGCUCAAUGAGCCUCCUGCGUUCCACCCCAUCACCCCUCCCUCCACUACCGAUGAGCGCCUCCACCUCCCCCAUCCCUCCACAGAUGGUCUCUUCCACCUCCCCUCUCCCUCCCCAGGUCAAUUCUUCUAGCCCCUUCCCGGAGCCCAAGCACGGCCGCCACUUCUCCAGCGAGUCCACACACUCACACUCCUCAGCCGAGGACCAGCGUGGGGACGGCAUGGGCAUGGGCACAGGCACUGGCAGCACCAGCACCCACUCCUCUGGCUGCCGCUCCUCCCACCGCGAACGGCGCUCCUGGCAGGACCUGAUUGAGACACCCCUGACCAGCGCUGGGCUGCACUUCCUCCAGACGGGACCCGGGGAGGGUGAGGGGGGCUACGGAAUGGGAGGCAUGGCUGGGGAGAUAGGGUUGUAUGGGGGCCUGGGGAGACAGGGAAUGUCCCCAGAGAGACGCAGGCAGGCCACCUUGCCCGUACGGAGGCACCACGCCGCAGAGAGGGACAGGGAGCGAGACGGGCCCUUCCCCCUGGAGCGGGGUCCACACACGCACGCCCACACACAUAGACACUCCCACAAGCAGCGCAGCCAGAGUCUGCCCAGGAACAGAGACCCUCGACCAGGCAAGCUGUUACAUACCCCGGCUCGUAUGGACGAGAGGAGUGAAGACGAGGAGGCGGAGGGACAGGCUGGAGAUAUCAGUGAGGGUGAGGAGGACCUGCGGGAGAUGAGAAGUGAGGGCAGGGAGAGGAGGGUCUCUGAGGGAAGGGAGCGACGAGUGUCAGAGGGACGUGAGGUCGAGCCGAUGGAUGGGCUGGAGCAGCUGUACCGGGCCCUGGAGCAGGCCAACGUAACGGCUCUGGGAGACCCUAGGCCCUGCAGCCGGCAGGAGCUCAGACGUUGCUUCACCCAGAGAGCCAGAGACCCCCUGCUUAAUGACAGGCUGCACAGGGUCCGAGCCCUCCGCAGCACUCUGAAGGCCAAAGAGUCAGAGCUGGCAGUGAUCUGUACCCUGUUGGAGGACCCUGGCCUGUGCUCCCAGAGUUUCAGAGAGUGGAAGCAGUGGCACAACGAGCUUUACUCAGACAUCUGCCAACUCAGCCCUGGCACCAACGGCCAGGAUGAUCUCUCCCCACUGGCUGCACCGCUCAUGACCCACACACACUCCUUUAUUGAGACGCAUGUGUGA